Molecule: messenger RNA, 2388 nt
Organism: Laetiporus sulphureus 93-53
Lineage: Eukaryota; Fungi; Basidiomycota; Agaricomycetes; Polyporales; Laetiporaceae
Product: glycoside hydrolase family 37 protein
Exons: 11
Coding region: 1-2388 (795 amino acids)
Biological process (GO): trehalose catabolic process
Molecular function (GO): alpha,alpha-trehalase activity
Source: RefSeq, a predicted model, not a curated record
AUGUGGGCGCAAGCGGCGAGUGUGCUCCUCCUUGUCCACGCCGUGGGUGCCGUGCCAUGGCCGGUGCCCAGUGGUACGUCGACGUCGACCGACACAACUGGUAGCUCGACGACUAUUGCAACUGCCACGGCGAGCGCGUCGGCAUGGGCUUCGCCUGUCCCAUCCGAGGAGCCGCUGCCUCCAGUGCAGGCAUGGUGUCCCAGCCAGAUCUUCUGCGCUGGUGAUCUGCUGCAAACUGUCAACCUCGCGGACGUCUAUAGUGACCCAAAAACCAUCGUCGACAAGCCGACUUCGAUGCGAUCGCAGCAGGUUCUCGCUAACUUCGCUGCGUUCGGGAACGUCGGCAGCAUUACUGAGGGAGAUAUUGUCGAGUUCGAAGAUGAUGACUUCAAGGGCGAGGGGCUCGAGCUGAUGGCCGUCACACUGACCGAAUACAACGAUAACCCGGCGUUUCUGCAGAACGUGAGCGACACGCUACUACGUGCGUUUGCGCAGACGGUCAGCGGGUAUUGGACGGACCUCGUGAGGCAGACGAACAAGUCGGCGACCUGUCCGGCUGGCACGGAGGACGGACCUUGUGAGGGCACGUUCAUUCCUCUGAACCAUACGUUUGUCAUUCCUGGUGGACGAUUCCGCGAGCAGUAUUACUGGGACUCGUAUUGGAUCCUCCAAGGCCUUAUGAAGUCAGAGCUGUACGACAUCGCCAACUCAACGCUGCAGAACUUCAUGGACGAGCUUGAAAAGUUUGGCUUCAUUCCGAAUGGUGGCCGCAUCUAUUAUCUGAACCGCUCGCAGCCUCCGCUCUUCACUCGCAUGGUGGCAGACUAUGUGGCUACGACGAAUGAUACCGCGAUCCUUGAUCGUGCUCUCCCUCUGAUUGAGGUUGAGAUGCAAUGGUGGAUGAACAACCGGUCUGUCAGCGUGACGAGUCCAUACACGAACAAGACAUAUACCAUGUUCCGAUAUGCUGUGAACAACUCUGCUCCUCGGCCGGAGUCUUACAGCGAUGACUACUCGACCGCCUUUGACCCGACGUUGCCUCCCCUCGAUGAAGAUCAGCGCUCUGAGCUGUACGCUGAACUUGCAAGUGCUGCGGAGACAGGAUGGGACUUCUCGUCGCGAUUCGCCAGUGACCCGUAUGCAGGUGGCACGAAUAACACGAACCCGACCAUGCGCACCAUAAACGUGCGGAACAACGUGCCCGUCGACCUGAACAGCAUUCUUUACAAGGGAUAUUCAAUUCUAGUGGACUUCUACACCAAGCGCGGGAACACCUCGGCUGCAUACACAUAUAGCAAGACCGCUAUCUCGCUCCGUGAAGGCAUCCUCGACCUCUUCUGGGACCCGUCAAAGCUGGCAUUCUACGACUUCAACCUCACAUCUGGUACACGGAACAGCAUUUACACCAUGGCGACGUUCUACCCGCUGUGGAAUGGCGUCGUGCCAGAUGAGUUGCUCGAGUCGAGCGAGAAUGCGUUCGGGUUCUUCGCGGGUGUGAACAUGGUGAUGAACCGGUACAACGGUUCGGUACCUGUAACGUUCCUUGAAACCGGUCUGCAGUGGGACGCCCCCGACGCGUGGCCACCGCAUCAGUACAUCAUCCUCCAAGCGCUGCGCGCGCUUCCGGACAAUGUCACCUCGUCGAGCCUGCCGCAGCCAGCGACGAACGAGUCGACGUAUUCCCUUAUACCGCAGGGCCAGCUAAACAUCGCGGAGGAUGACCUGCCGGGACAGUUCGUGAUCAGUUUGAGCGGGAACGCGACGAAGACGGGCCCAGGCGCAGAUGUGAGUAGGCUGGAUGGGACGGUGGUUAAUGGGGGGAAUGCCACGAAGGGCGAGGGUUGGGGGGGUGUGCUCCAGAGGGAAGUGGCGAACAGAUAUAUGACGAGCGCGCUGUGUAGCUGGCAUGCGACUGGUGGAGAGCUGCCCGGGAUUUUGCCCAGACUGUCUGAUUCAGAGCUGAACGUGACGCAGAGCAUCAACAACACUGGAAAUAUGUUCGAGAAGUUCAACACUACCGAUGUCGACUCUUCUGGCAGUGGCGGACAGUACACUGUUCAAGUCGGUUUUGGGUGGACGAACGGUAUUGUGCUCUGGAUUGCCAGCAACUACGGAGACGUGCUUGCCACGCCAGACUGCCCGGAUCUUCUCGCUAUCGCUAAUGCAACUUCUAACGAAACCAGUGGCUCGUCUGAAGCUUCAUCUAGCACUGCUCCGAGUAGCACGGUUGCUGCGUUGAGCAGCGCAUUGACAGGCAGUGGCACCGUCACGUCGAGUGCUUCUGUGACCGCGGUGUCGAACGUUGCGAACGCGGCAGCAAUAACGGAGGCACUGUGGAUGCCAUCCGGCGCGGUUGUUGCGGCUCUGAUCACCGCAUUGUUGGCGUGA